UCUCAAAAUCUGUCUCUCUUCUAAAUUUCAAAAUUUGAACAGACCCCCCCUCUCUCUCUCUCUCUCUCUCUCUCUCCAUCGGAGGCCAUUCCCAUGCUCUUCUUCAAUUCCUAUCGGAGCCCAACAAUUGCCGGAGACACAACCCCGAACCCCCUAUUACCCUUUUCGUCUUCUCUCUUCCUCCCUCUCUCUCUGCGCCAUCCCAAUCUUCAUCAACAAUGGCAGACACUGCAAAAUGAAGAAUCUAAGGAAGAAUUUGGUAUAUUUGACCCAUCAUGUCCCGAAGCAUGUGCUGCAAUAUUGUGGAAGUCUUCCCAAGCAGCUCCUAAGGCUGCUGAAAAACUAAAGAUAACUGCUCAAGAACAUUACAGGCUCAGAAUUGCAGAUGGUAUAAUUCCUGAGGUAGGUCCAUCCAUGGAGAAUGAAGAGGCUCUUGGCACAGAUGGAAUAGAUGGUUUUUUGUCCAAUCUAGCUAAUGCAAUUCCUGGAAUUGAUGAGGCUAUGAGCUUUGCUGAGAUGCUCAAAUGGAUGGAGACCUAUGUGAAACUGUUCAAUUUCUUGAAGAAAGAAAUGCUAAUGUUGUCAUUCGUGAUGAGCAUGACCUUAAUGUCAUCCGGGUUCGAGAGUGUUUAGUCAUGGACAACUGUACGUGGCCCUAUCUAGAUGCGCAUCUUUUGAUCGUACAAGUGUCUUCCUUCCCAACAAUGAGCUAGAUUCUACUACAAACAUUGUUUAUCUUUAAAUUUUGUUGUAGUGUUACUUAUGGAUCAAAUCACUUUUGUCAAAAGGUACAAUUUAUUUAUUGACAAAUUUGCUUCUAUUGAUUACAAAUUAUUAUUUUAAAAUUUUUUUGCUAUA
Molecule: messenger RNA, 858 nt
Organism: Camellia sinensis
Lineage: Eukaryota; Viridiplantae; Streptophyta; Magnoliopsida; Ericales; Theaceae
Source: RefSeq, a predicted model, not a curated record